Scomber japonicus (chub mackerel) is the source of this 261-nucleotide messenger RNA. RefSeq names its product putative keratin-associated protein 4-16. The annotation marks the transcript as partial. Lineage: Eukaryota; Metazoa; Chordata; Actinopteri; Scombriformes; Scombridae. The record is from RefSeq and is a predicted model, not a curated record. The transcript is spliced from 5 exons.
CUUCCUUCCCUUCCUUCUUUACUUCCUGCCUUUCCACCUUCCUACCUUCCCUACUCUCCCUUUAAUGCCUCCUCCAGCACUUCCUGUCCCCAUCCUCCCGUUCCCAGCGAGUCCAUCCUUCCGUCCUCCGUUCUUCCUUCCUUUCCUUCCUCCCUUCCCUCCUUUCUUUCUCCCUUCCUUCCCUCCUUUCCUUCCUUCCUCCCUCCUACCUUCCUUUCUAUCCUUUCUUCCUCCCUUCCAUCAUUCCUUCCUUCCUCCCUA